AUGGAAAAUGAACCUAUCUACGAAGAAAUACCCUUUAUGCCGACAAAUGAUGAAAAUGGUUCCCUUGAUACACCGCAAACAGAGGAGCGACCUAGGUUGCGGCGAGACUUUCUGAUUGCCACCCUCCCCUUUUUCUGCCUUCAGCUGACGUGGAGUAUCCAACAAGUUUUUGGAAUUCCAUAUCUGUACAGUCUGGGUAUAAGCGACAGUAACGUUCCGCUUUUCCUAUUUGCCGGGCCUCUGGCAGGACUGAUCGUUCCACCCCUUGUCGCUGCUGUAGGUGACAGCUUUGGCAGCCCCUACGGCAAACGCAAGCCCCUCAUAUUCUUUGGCGGAAUCGGUGUCAUCUUUUCCCUCCUGGCGUUUGCAUCAAUUAGCAUCAUUGUCGAACAAUUAUCCUACUCUACCGCUGCGGCGUGGAGCGAUGCGAAAGUCACUCAUGUCGUUGCGGGGGUCAGCCUGUAUAUGCUCAAUUUCUGCAUCCAGCCUCUAUCGCUAGGGCUACGCGCUUCCAUAGUCGACUACUUUGACCCGGAUGAGCAGGUUGCUGUUAAUCUAUGGGUCAGCUGCUUUUCCGUCAUGGGAUCCAUAUUCGUUGCUCUCCUCGCACUGAUUUACAGUCCCGCAUUUUGGGAUCUGAGUUUGGUUGUGGUGGCCUUGCUUUUAGCGAUGCUCAUCAUGGUAGCCGUGUCACAGUUGUACAGGUAUCCUAUACUAGGGGUAUCAGAACCUGUGCAGAGAUCAAUGUCGAUCCGUUCUCGACUCUCGCAUACAUUGAAGACUGCGCGUGAUUUGCCACCGAUCACUCGUUGGACGUGUGCGGUGCAGCUGCGGUCAUGGUUUGCCUGGUUUCUGGUUUUACACUAUACGAGUGUCCUUGUAUCUCGCGCGUACGAAGAUCACAAUACAUUGAUGGCAGCGUCCCAACAGUCAGCCACGGCUAUUGCUUGGACCGCACUCCUGUUUCAUUGCACAUCUCUGCUAUCUUUGGUGCUAGUUUCUCUUACCAGGGAAGAUUCUUCAUAUCACUUAUUAUCCUCGAAGACAAACGGAGAAGAUGACGAAAUUGGUGACGCCGUUUUUACUAUCGAAGAUGAUAGUGAUCCCGAGACGGAAGCAGAUGAGGCCGAUGUAAGACGUGCUUCACUCCAUAUCACAACAACCAGCCAUGUCGCCUCAAAUCAUGACAACCGGCAAGAUGUUACAACAAACCUUUUACAGCCAAUACAGAUUGAAAAGUACAAAGAAUCUCAUGGUACUAAAACGCUGGAAACAACCCGCCAAACACUUUGGCGGGAGAUAUGGCGGCCGUCCUUGCUUGGUCUAGCUAUUUCCCUGGUGGCCACCAUUGUGACGAAUCUUUUCCCAAAAAGCACUUCUACCGCUCUGAUGACUUCACUGUUCUUGGGAUCCAAUGGACUUUUAUUCAGUCUUGCAAACUGGGUGCCGUAUACACUCAUUGCGUACGAAGCCGCAGUGCGAGCUCGAGCAAGGACGGCAAACUCUCCUCGACCCAACCAGAAUCAAAAUCCUGCCAAUCACGAGAAAGACGGUCCUUCGAAUGACCAGGCGCCUGGAAAUGAGGACGAAAAUCCUGACACAGAGUGUGAUGACGACCACAGUACCCCAAGGCUUCUAGCAGUCCACAAUAUGUCGAUCACUGUUCCCCAAAUUAUGGCACUAGUCGUUGUUUGGCUUCUGGAUCAAGGGCUCGAUGCGCUAGGUAUGGUACCUGAUGUCUUGUGGACUUUUGUUCUGUGUGUUCCAGCUUUGAUCUGGGCCAUAUGUCAGUAG
Messenger RNA from Pestalotiopsis fici W106-1, 1794 nucleotides. RefSeq lists its product as uncharacterized. Gene Ontology annotation, cellular component: membrane. The record is from RefSeq and is a predicted model, not a curated record. Gene Ontology annotation, molecular function: sucrose:proton symporter activity. The transcript has 5 exons. NCBI's taxonomy places the organism in Eukaryota, Fungi, Ascomycota, Sordariomycetes, Amphisphaeriales, Sporocadaceae. Bases 1 to 1794 code for a protein of 597 amino acids.